ACCCUAGCUUAUUUCUUUCACUCCCUCUUUCCCUCACAGGCUCUCUCUCUCUCUCUCUCUCUCUAGCGGAGGAAAACUAUGGCGACGGGUACAGCGGCAACAACAGCGGCAGCACCAGCAACACGUGCUCUGUCGCAAAAAGAACUAGACAUCCAAAUGAUGUUAGCUGCCGAAGUCCAUUUGGGCACUAAAAACUGCGAUUUCCAGAUGGAACGUUACGUUUUCAAGCGCCGCAACGAUGGAAUUUAUAUUAUCAAUCUUGGGAAGACAUGGGAGAAGCUGCAAUUAGCUGCUAGGGUCAUUGUUUCUAUUGAGAACCCACAAGAUAUAAUUGUCCAAUCUGCAAGGCCUUAUGGUCAAAGAGCUGUUCUUAAAUUUGCACAGUAUGCUGGUGCUCAUGCUAUUGCUGGAAGGCAUACCCCUGGUACAUUUACUAAUCAGCUUCAAACUUCAUUCAACGAGCCUCGUCUUUUGAUCCUUACUGAUCCAAGGACUGAUCACCAGCCUAUUAAGGAAGCAGCUCUUGGAAAUAUUCCGACUAUUGCUUUCUGUGACACAGAUUCUCCAAUGGGGUUUGUGGAUAUUGGCAUUCCUGCUAAUAACAAAGGCAAGCACAGUAUUGGCUGUCUCUUCUGGUUGUUAGCAAGAAUGGUUCUACAGAUGCGCGGUACUAUUCCUCAGGGUCACAAGUGGGAUAUUAUGGUGGACUUAUUUUUCUACCGGGAGCCUGAAGAAGCCAAGGAACAAGAAGAGGAGGAAGCAGUACCAAGUGCCGAAUAUGCACUUCCUUCUACUGAUUUUGGACUUGCUUCUACUGACUGGAUGAACCCAAGCGCUGAAAACCAGUGGUCUGCUGAUGCAGCUCAACCACCUAUUUCUGCUGUACCUGUCGCCAACAUGCAUCCAGAUCAAGCUUCAGGUGGAGUCUCUGCAGAAUGGGAUGCAGCUGCUCCCCCACCUCAGUUUGCACCACCUGCUGCUGCUGCUCCCCCACCUCAGUUUGCACCACCUGCUGCUGCUGCUGGCUGGGAAUGAAGCAAGGAACUUCAAUACCUUGUUUUGCAUUGGUUUUAUCGUUCUGAGCACAGUUUCGUUUUACAGAUUUGACUAGAAAUUUUGACAUUUACUUUUGAUUCAGUAAUGCAGUAUUUUCUUGUUGCCAAUUUUGCUUUAUCUGGAUUCGACGGUGUUGGAAUUUUUUUGAAUUAUAAAUUCAUUUGAAGAAUGUAA
This is a messenger RNA of Ricinus communis (castor bean), 1230 nucleotides long. RefSeq names its product 40S ribosomal protein Sa-2-like. Gene Ontology annotation, biological process: ribosomal small subunit assembly; cytoplasmic translation. The coding region runs from base 79 to 1035 and encodes 318 amino acids. Gene Ontology annotation, molecular function: structural constituent of ribosome. Lineage: Eukaryota; Viridiplantae; Streptophyta; Magnoliopsida; Malpighiales; Euphorbiaceae. The transcript has 5 exons. Gene Ontology annotation, cellular component: 90S preribosome; cytosolic small ribosomal subunit; ribosome. The record is from RefSeq and is a predicted model, not a curated record.